Molecule: messenger RNA, 3319 nt
Organism: Sycon ciliatum
Lineage: Eukaryota; Metazoa; Porifera; Calcarea; Leucosolenida; Sycettidae
Product: interaptin-like
Exons: 23
Coding region: 372-2447 (691 amino acids)
Source: RefSeq, a predicted model, not a curated record
CCCUAGCCUAGGCCCUCGUCUAUGUGGCGAUCGCGGAGUAGAUCUGCUGCAUGUAAAAAAUUUGAAUUUUCAAACUGGAGGAGAAAGUGUUUGACUGUUGUCAGGUUGUAGUUGGAGCUAUCAUGCACUACGCUGUUUCCCCGCACUAGCACAAUAAGCUGCACAUACAUGUGUCGACAGAAAGUCUGUGGUUAUCAAAAGAAGAAGCAUCUACAACUUCAAGUAUUCCUUUCUCCCCAGUCCUAAAGAAUUUUCAACUUGUCCAUCCACUAUAAAAGUUCGCCGACGGCUUUCCCUUGCCGACUAUUUAUUCCUUCCGACGGGCACUGGAGCUCGAGCGUCACGCUUCAAGCCGAGCAACCAAGGUGGUGAUGGCCGCAUGUGACCGGGAUGUUGGCAAGCUAUUGAAGGAGGUUGAGAGUGUCCUGUCCGCUCGAGAUAGGCAAUGCCAGAGAGAUAUUCGAGACCGGGACACGGAUAUUGCGAAUCUUCGGCAAAAAGUCAAUAACCUAAACGGUAUCGUUCAACACAGAGAGGAUCAAGUCCGAUCUCUGAAGGAUGAGCUCGACAAACUUAUGAUCUCUCAGAGAAGGGAACUACAAGCCUAUACUGAACAGCUGGAUGAGCUUAGGAAUAAGCACGCACAGUUGUUACAUACGCAUAGUGAUGCUAAAGCUAAGCAUACAAAGCGCUAUGAGAAGGUGGUCAAGCAGCGUGACAAGCUGACUGCAGACUUGUCGGCGCGGAACACAGAACUGUUAGAGCAGCACCAACAGAACACGGAACUGGAGGAGAAACUGCGGACAGCACAAUGUGGAGAAAAGGAGGCAGCCGCCAAGAUGCUCUCUGCCCAAAUGGAGAUGGACAAACUGUCCGAUCGUUGCUCAGCCCAUCAGGCGUCAAGUGAUCGCUACAAGGAGCAAGCAGCCACCAGUGCAAAGAAGCUGGAUGACACGAAGAGAGACCACACCAAGCGUGUCCGAGAUCUCGAAACCCGAAUCAAGUCGGUGCGUGACGACAGCAACAAGAAUAUUGAAAGUAUCCGCAAAGCACUGGAGAAACAACAGGAGGUGACCAAGAGCAUAACAGAGGAGAACAUAGGCUAUCGACGACAGUUAGCUGAGCGCUGCACGCGUUUUGAGCACAUGGAGCUGGAUAACGGGGCGCUGCGAGACGAAGUCAAGCUGCUACAGAAGCAAAUCAAGACUGCUCAGACGGACUGCUGCCAGCACCGCGAGCGCGUUGAACAGCUGCUCACAACUGUGGACAGACAGCAGACACAUAUAGACGAUCUGGAAGCGACAGACCGACAGUUAAUUUCCCUGGAGCUCACUGCAGUCCGAGAGGAGCUAGGACAGGCACAGAAUCAGAUAAGUCAGCUGGAACAGAAUGAAGACCACUUACGACAGCUUUUGGCGGAAGCUGACAAUCGGCAUUCCAAAUGUGUCACUGACUCUGCAACGCUCCGUGCUGACCUGAAGCAUGCUUUAUCCGAGGUGACGAGCUUCCAGCAGAUGGUGCUGAAAUGCCAGCAGGAGCAUGGCCAUCUGACAGACAAAGUAAGGGCAGCUGAGCGCCUGGGCAAGCAAAAAGUCAAGACACAGCUGGACAACCUCACCAUACGCCUUGCCGAAAAGCAGUCAGAGGUCUUGAAGCACCAGCAAGCAUUGGCCGAGGCACAGCAGAAGAAUGACCAGCUCAGUCAUGACAAGAAAGAAUUUCAACGCCGAUUCAAUGCAGCGGUGGUGGAAAUCGAUGACUUGCGACAACAGCUACAGGUUCGCACUGCUGUGCGCAUGCAGAGCAGUGAUAUGGGCAAUCCCACUGCUGCUACCCUAGACUCCCAAGAUGUUCCGUUCAACAGCUCAUUUCGCCGCCUUCCAUCUAAAAUCAACCCGGCUGUAGUCGGGUUGCGUCCCCGGGACCAGGCCAGAGCUGGUGCAGCCGCGGCCGCAGGUUUAACCAGCUCCAGUACGGCUGUAGCCACUACCACAACCAGCAGCACAGCUCGUUCGUCGUCCGAUAGCUUGGCAGGACCGCUGGCUCGUGGUGGAGAAGCGAGUGACACUAUAUCGGGUAUGCGUGCGCACGAGCCGACCGAUGCCAGCGUUGUCAAUCAGCUAUUGUCGGAGCUGACUGACGCACUUGCACCACCAGCAUCACUGUCAACAGCCAGUGCGGGAUUGAACUGUCCCGCUGCUGCUUCACACGCUCCUGCUUCUAAUACCUCUGUCUCGUCUGUCUUUCAACAAUCCAGUGAUAGGCAGCGACCAGGGCCUGGCACACACGCGCCCAGGCUGCCGACGACUGGCCAGCAUAGGAAUCAGACAACGGCCACUGAGAAGGUCGAUGACUUUGUAGCUGACUUUCUCGCCAGGAACAGCAUCGAGCACGAUGUGUCCCGUCUUGUCGACUCAGUCACGUGGCAUGAUCUCAAAACAAGAUAGCAUCUCGUUGCGACCUUGCCGUAGAAGCCGGCAGACCUGUGGUGGCUCAUUGCAAUCACACUCCACGGCAGCAGUGAUCACCGUGAAUUGAACACCUGACUAUUCAUGCACACAACCCAUGAUACAGCAAUAUUCAUCUAUUGUGGUGCUCUCCAUCUCGGUACUACUUGUUCUUGUGUGAUAUGGAAGUGGAGCUACUCUUUUCUUGACCCUUUCUUCAAUGUUCCUUGCCCAAUGUUCUUGUCCUCUUGUUCAUGCCAUAAUUUUCACUAAAACAGCUUUAUCCAAACGCUAGAUUCGAGAAAUUUACCAGCGAUAACUCCCCUUCAAUAAUGAUAGCUGUCACGGUUACGAAACGCAUUCUCAAUGUCAUACCUAGAUACAUGUAUAUUCAUUCCCUUUAUUGAAGUAUGAAUGAUUUUUUUAAUGAAGCAUGACACCUUCAUGUUCCACAGCAUGUGUCUGGGAACUUGCCACUUUUCCUCCUUCCUUUUGUACAGUUCCUCCCAGCCCAGUAGUACAGUAGCGUACUAAUGCGUAGGGGACAUGCAGCAGCAGCCAUCCUUUUGUCACAGCAGCACCACUACGGCUGAGUUGUGCCACUUCUGGUUCUACCACCGGCCUGAAACCAAUAGCCUAUUCAUUGCCACUGCCGUUCCCGCUUUGCGCCUGGCAUGUUGAGAUCAUUUGCUCAUGCAUUCAUUCUUCACCGCUGUUUAUGAUAUCCAGCCAUGCAGAUGUUUGAUUUUGUCAUUUGGAUGAUUAUCUCAGCCAUCAUUCAAGCUCCGGCCGAUGUGACCUUUGCAACAAACCUCUCUGAGGCGACUACUAGUAUGUUCUACAUUGAUCUCUGGUUUGUUGAAUGUAGAAAU